AUGCUCGGCGAUGUGUCGAUAGCUCAUCAUAGGGAUGUGAUGAAACUUCUUCGUUCCCGGAUGGAGACGGCACGACUUUUGGGUGACUACAAACUUGGCCCGAAAAUCGGGUGUGGUUCGUUCUCUGUGGUGUGGCUAGCGAAGCAUCGAUCGUCUGGUUUAGAAGUCACCGCGAAAGAGAUUGAUAAGAAACUGCUUAGCCCUGAAGUCAAAGGUAAAUCUUCUUAA
Messenger RNA from Microthlaspi erraticum, 228 nucleotides. The record is from the annotation of a GenBank genome assembly. Lineage: Eukaryota; Viridiplantae; Streptophyta; Magnoliopsida; Brassicales; Brassicaceae.